AUGGCUCCUGCCGAGCCAGAAGAGGAGCCUCUGCCAGCUGAGAUCCUCGAAGCUUCCAUCGACGAGAUCCAGACCCGCACACGUCUACUCGAAAAUGACGUCAAAGUCAUGCGAUCUGAACACAUGCGUCUCAUGCACGAGCAAUCGUCCAAACGCGACAUGAUCAAAGACAACUCGGACAAGAUCAAGCAGAAUAAGAUGCUGCCAUACCUCGUAGGAAACGUUGUUGAGAUUCUCGACAUUGAUCCAGAUAUCGACGAGGACUCGGAAGAGGGAGCCAAUGUCGACUUGGACGCAAGGAGGAAGGGCAAGUGCGCUGUUAUCAAGACAAGUACACGACAGACCAUCUUCCUGCCUCUCAUUGGUCUUGUUCCCGCAGAAGAGCUCCGACCAGGUGACUUGAUCGGCGUCAACAAGGACAGCUACCUUGUUCUCGACAAGCUUCCAGCCGAAUACGACUCGCGAGUCAAGGCCAUGGAAGUCGACGAGCGUCCUACCGAGACAUACACCGACAUUGGUGGUCUUGACAAGCAGAUCGAAGAGCUUGUUGAAGCCAUCGUAUUGCCCAUGCAGCAAGAGCAAAAGUUCAAGAACCUCGGUAUCCGACCACCCAAGGGUGCGCUCAUGUACGGUCCUCCCGGUACCGGUAAAACUCUGCUCGCACGUGCCUGUGCAGCUCAAACCAACGCCUGCUACCUCAAACUUGCCGGUCCAUCCCUCGUUCAGAUGUUCAUCGGUGACGGAGCCAAACUCGUCCGAGACGCCUUCGAGUUGGCCAAGGAAAAGGCACCUGCUAUCAUCUUCAUCGACGAACUCGACGCGAUAGGAACCAAGCGUUUCGACUCAGACAAGUCUGGUGAUCGUGAAGUGCAACGAACCAUGUUGGAGCUCCUCAACCAGCUCGACGGUUUCUCUUCGGAUGAGAGGAUCAAGGUUAUUGCUGCUACCAACCGAAUCGACAUUUUGGAUCCUGCGCUGUUGAGGUCAGGUCGAUUGGAUAGGAAGAUUGAGUUCCCCCUACCUAACGAAGAGGCUAGAGCGAGGAUCAUGGAAAUUCACUCGAGAAAGAUGGCGGUAGGACCUAAUGUCAACUUUGAAGAGUUGGCCAGGUCGACAGAUGAGAUGAACGGUGCUCAGCUCAAAGCCGUUUGUGUUGAGGCUGGUAUGAUUGCACUCAGGGAAGGUGCGACGGUGUUGGAUCACGAACACUUCCAUGGUGGUAUUCAGGAAGUGCAGGCUAAGAAGAAGAACGACCAGUUCUACUUCUCGUAG
Molecule: messenger RNA, 1272 nt
Organism: Ustilago hordei
Lineage: Eukaryota; Fungi; Basidiomycota; Ustilaginomycetes; Ustilaginales; Ustilaginaceae
Product: putative RPT5 - 26S proteasome regulatory subunit
Exons: 1
Coding region: 1-1272 (423 amino acids)
Biological process (GO): proteasome-mediated ubiquitin-dependent protein catabolic process
Cellular component (GO): proteasome regulatory particle, base subcomplex
Molecular function (GO): proteasome-activating activity; ATP binding; ATP hydrolysis activity
Source: RefSeq, a predicted model, not a curated record